Messenger RNA from Phodopus roborovskii (desert hamster), 1459 nucleotides. It is a transcript of the gene Ca8, whose product is annotated as carbonic anhydrase 8. The transcript is spliced from 9 exons. Gene Ontology annotation, molecular function: carbonate dehydratase activity; zinc ion binding. The record is from RefSeq and is a predicted model, not a curated record. Lineage: Eukaryota; Metazoa; Chordata; Mammalia; Rodentia; Cricetidae. Bases 119 to 994 code for a protein of 291 amino acids.
CGGCCUUAAAACCCGCGAGCCUGCGUCCGACCCGCCGCUGCUCGCGCUCGCGGGGACUGCCACGCUCCGCGCGGCCCGCAGCCCCGCGCCUGCCGCGCCCCGUGCUGCACAGCUGCCCAUGGCUGACCUGAGCUUCAUCGAGGAUGCAGUCGCCUUCCCCGAGAAGGAGGAAGACGAGGAGGAGGAAGAGGAGGAGGGCGUGGAGUGGGGCUACGAAGAAGGUGUUGAGUGGGGCUUGGUAUUUCCCGAUGCUAAUGGGGAGUACCAGUCUCCCAUCAACCUAAACUCCAGAGAAGCCAGAUACGACCCCUCACUGCUGGAUGUCCGCCUGUCUCCAAAUUACGUGGUCUGCCGGGACUGUGAAGUCACCAACGAUGGGCACACCAUUCAAGUUAUCCUGAAGUCAAAAUCAGUUCUGUCGGGAGGACCGUUGCCACAGGGACAUGAAUUUGAACUGUAUGAAGUUAGAUUUCACUGGGGGAGAGAAAACCAGCGUGGUUCUGAACACACAGUGAAUUUCAAAGCUUUUCCCAUGGAGCUUCAUCUGAUCCACUGGAAUUCCACACUGUUUGGCAGCAUCGAUGAGGCAGUUGGGAAGCCUCAUGGCAUCGCCAUCGUUGCGUUGUUUGUCCAGAUAGGGAAGGAGCACAUUGGCUUGAAGGCGGUGACUGAGAUACUCCAGGAUAUCCAGUAUAAGGGAAAAUCCAAAACAAUACCCUGCUUUAACCCUAACACUUUACUACCAGACCCUCUUCUGCGGGAUUACUGGGUCUAUGAAGGCUCUCUCACCAUCCCACCUUGCAGCGAAGGAGUUACCUGGAUAUUAUUCCGAUACCCUUUAACUAUAUCCCAGCUGCAGAUAGAAGAAUUCCGAAGGCUGAGAACACACGUUAAGGGGGCAGAGCUUGUAGAAGGCUGUGAUGGAAUUUUGGGAGACAAUUUCCGACCUACCCAGCCCCUGAGUGACAGAGUCAUUCGAGCCGCGUUUCAGUAGGCAGCGAGACUGCGGUCAAGCUCAUCUGCAUCAGGGAGGAAGACAGUGGUCCCAUGGCACCCUUGGAUGAGAAGUGGAAACUCCUGAGUGCCAGCUUCGUUUUAACCCCCAAGCCUGCAUUAUCUCCAGCUACUCCAGCUCUGAUGGAUAUCUGUGGCCGUUGUCUGCAUAUAUGCUGUUAUAAAACAUUAGAAGUGGCUGUUCACUGUAAAGAAUCUCUGUGUAUGUGCACACACCACAGCUUCUGGGAUUCAGACUUUUGCACAUACUGCUAAUUGCUUAUGUGUACAAAAAUGAAAGUAGUUUUCAGACCUAUUGAUAUGACUGUAUCAUACAUCAAUAAUAGACAAGAGAAACCCUCCACACUUCUAGAGCCAAGUUGUUCAUUUCCUAUCUGUAUUAGAAAAUAUGCUCAUCCCAGCCUAGUGUAAUUCUUGAUAAUAAAGUAAGAGUUUUGAUCUACAA